This is a messenger RNA of Plasmodium gaboni, 5124 nucleotides long. RefSeq lists its product as hypothetical. Bases 1 to 5124 code for a protein of 1707 amino acids. The record is from RefSeq and is a predicted model, not a curated record. Lineage: Eukaryota; Apicomplexa; Aconoidasida; Haemosporida; Plasmodiidae. The transcript has a single exon.
AUGGGUUAUCAUAAUAUUAAUGAUCCAGAUAAACAAGUGAAGAAAGACACAUGUAAAUAUAUUUUUUGUUUAGAGGAGAAUAACAAAUUGUUAGAAUAUGAAAACAUUCUUAAGGAGAAAAAAGAAUUAGAAAAAAUAUUAUAUCAAAAAAUAAAAAUAUAUACAAGUGAAAAAUAUAUAUAUGUAUUUUAUAUGAUAUACAAUUAUUCAUUUCAAAGAGGUGAAAUGUGGAAAGGAAAUAAUAUUAAAAUGAAGAAUGUUAAUACAAAAAAUUCUGAUCAUAUAUAUGAUAACCAAAUUAGUAAUAUACAUAUAAAAUGUCCUUAUAAAAAAAAAAAAAGUUAUUAUUAUAUAUAUUGUAGUUCAAAAAAAUUUUCUGUUCCAAGAAUAUAUAAUGUCUUUUCAGGUGUAUUAUGGUGUCAGAAAAAGGAAACAAAUCAUAUACAUGUCAAAAAAAAAAAAAAUAUAUACGAAUAUAUCAACAUUGUAUAUCUUAAAGAUAUUAUAAAUCAUAAAGUUCUUACGAUUCAACAAAAUAUUAACUUUUUACUUUUUGAUGAAGACCACAGUGAUAUAUUUAAAAGAGAUUUCGAAAUUAUUAGUGACCAUGAUAAAAAAAAAUAUAUCCAUCAGAUAGAUUAUCAUGAAUCAACAAAACCACAAUAUAUAAACAUGAAUAAAUUACCAAUAAAUUAUGACAUCCAAAAUAAAAUGUUAAUAAAAAAUGUAACAGGAGAAAUCACAUUAAACGAACAUAAGAAAAAAAUAUAUAACCCUUCUCAUUAUCGUUAUUCAAAUGGAUGUAACAGGAAAUAUUGUAAAUAUAAUGAUCAUUAUGAAGAUAAUAAAUAUAGAAAUGAUAUGUAUAAAAAUAAAAUAAAUAAAUUUCAAUCAAGAGAACCCUUUUUUAAUAGAACAAAUAAUUACAAUGUAACAACAAUGUCAAGAAAAGCAUACGAAGACACAUUUCAAAAAAAUCAAGAAGAUAACAAAAAUUUUUUUAUGAAUAAUAAUUGGAAUAAAAUAUAUAAUAAUAAUAAUAAUAAUAAUAAUAAUAAUAAAAUAAAAAAAAAUAAAAAUAAUGAAGAAGGAGAUGAUGUAGAAUCUAUUCAUAUAAAUAAUAAUCUGUUAAAUAAUAUACCAUAUAAUAUCAAUAAAGAAAAGGUUAAUAUCUCAUUAGAUAUUAAAAAAAAAGAUGAUUUACAAGAAAAUGUAUUAGUAAGAAACCAAAAUUAUCUUCCAAAGAUGUUUCAAUAUGAAAUUGAUGAAAACGAAAGAUAUUUAACAUUCCAAACAUCAAGAAGUAUAUCACCUGAACAGAUAGAAGGUCAUCAAAAUGAAAUAAUAAAUAAACACAUACAUUCUAGUAUAGAUAAAAAGAAUAUGGAAGAAGAGAAUUCAUCAACAAAUACAGACAAUAACGUAAAGAAAAAUAUCUGCGAUGAUGAUGAUGAUAAGUAUGAAAAAAAGAAAAAAAAAAAAAAAAAAAAAAAAAAAAAAAAAAAAAAAAAAAAAAAAAAAAAAGAAAAAAAAAAACAGCAUAUAAAACAUUGCAAGGAAAAAAAAAUGGAAAAGGAUAUGAGGAAUAAUAAUAAAAUUUUGGAAGAUAAUAUGAAUAAUGAAAUGGAUCAACAAAUAAAUGAACAAAUAAAUGAACAAAUAAAUGAACAAAUAAAUCAACAAAUAAAUCAACAAAUGGAUCAACAAAUAAAUGAACAAAUAAAUCAACAAAUAAAUCAACAAAUAAAUCAACAAAUAAAUCAACAAAUAAAUCAACAAAUAAAUCAACAAAUGGAUCAACAAAUAAAUCAACAAAUAAAUCAACAAAUAAAUCAACAAAUAAAUGAUCGGACCAAUUUCUUAAUGCCAGAUCAUAUGAAAUUUUUUAUAAUCUCUGAAAAAAAUGUUACAAAAGAAAUACAUGAUGAUCCAAAUAAUAAAUCAUGUGAAGAAAAUAAUUCUCCUAAACAUAUUGCACACAUUAAAAAAUCAGUUAUAAAAAACAUCAAAAAAAAAAACGGAAAUGGACAAGUAUUUUAUCAUAAACAUAUAUAUGAGAAAAAUAAAGGAUUGAUAUAUAAUUUAAAAAAUGAAAAAAUAAAAGAAACUGUCAUAUUAAAUAAAAGACAAAAAAAAAAAAAAAAUGAUUCAGAUAAUGCAUCUAAAAUUCUAAUAAAACAUAAUAAAGGUUCAUGUAAUCCAUGUGCUAAUUAUUUUUUUCAUUUUUCAGGAUGUUCUAAAGGAAACCAAUGCACCAAAUGUCAUCAUGAUUAUCAUAAAAAUCAUGAAGAUCCUUUACAUCCUUCUAAAUUAUUACAUAAAAAAAAUAUAUGUGUUCCUUGCGAAAAUUAUUUUAAAAAACAAUGUAAUAUGUCAAUUCCUGUGUGUAUAUAUUGCCAUGAUAAUUCUCAUAAAAAAGAAUAUACAACAUUAAUAAAAAAAAAUGAACAUACACAAGAUAAAAAACAACUUCUUCAUGUAAAUCCACCUUUAUAUAUAAAUCAACAAGAACACAUACAACAUAUCUGCCACCCAUGUGAACAUUAUUUUACAAACCAUAAAACCUGUUUAAAUAAAUAUAACUGUUAUAAGUGUCAUCAUAAGGACCAUGCAGAUAUUCAAUCAUUUUAUCAUCCUUCAAAUUUUUUACAUUAUAAUAAAAAAUGCUCUCCAUGCAAGGAUUAUAAAACAGGCUUAUGUAAGAAAAUUUCUUAUCAGUGUAUCUAUUGCCACAAUCAUGAUCAUUUAAACGAAGUUAUGGAGGAAAGAAAAAGAUUAAAGGACGAGGAAAAAUUGAAACAGGAAGACAUAUUAAAGGAAGAAGUAAGAAUAAAAGAAGAGGAAAGAUUAAGAGAGAAGAAGAGAUUAAAGCAAGACAAGAGAAUUAAAAAGGAACACAAAUUAAAGGAAGAAGCAAGAAUAAAAGAAGAGGAAGAAAGAUUAAAGGAAGAAGAGAGAAUAAAAGAAGAGGAAAGAUUAAAAGAAAAGCAGAGAUUAAAGGAGGAAAGAUUAAGAGAAAAGAAGAGAUUAAAGCAAGAGAAGAGAAUUCAAAAGGAACACAGAUUAAAGGAAGAAGUGAGAAUAAAAGAAGAAGAAGAAAGAUUAAAGGAAGAAGCAAGAAUAAAAGAAGAGAAGAUAUUAAAGGAAGAAGCAAGAAUAAAAGAAGAAGAGAGAUUAAAGGAGGUGGAAAGAUUAAAGGAAGAGGAGGAUUUAAAAGAAGAUGAAAAAUUAAAGGAAGAGGAGAGGUUAAAAGAAGAAGAAAAGUUAAAGGAAGAAGAAAGAUUAAAAGAAGAAGAAAGAUUAAUGGAAAUUAAAAUGGAAAAACAAAGAGAAAUAUUAAAAAUAAUAUUGAGAAAUAAAAUAAAAAAAAGGGAACAGGAGAGAGAAAUGGAAAUACAACAAAAAAGAAAAAAACGCAUAGAGAAAAAUAAAAUAAUCCAAAAUUUUAUAGAAAUAAACAACAGUAAUAAUAUAUGUCAUAAUAAUAUAUGUCAUAAUAAUAUAUGUAAUAAUAAUAUAUAUCAUAAUAAUAUAUGUAAUAAUAAUAUAUAUCAUAAUAAUAUAUAUUAUAAUAAAUAUAAAUAUGAUAAUAUACAAAAUUUUAAUAGAAAUAUAACUUUAUAUGAAAACAAAACGAAUAUAUCUUUACAUCUAAAAGAUCAAAAUUUAAAAAGAGAAAGCGAAAACAGUAAUACAUAUUAUUUAUUAAAUAAUGUAGGAUAUAUAAAAGCAAAUACAUAUGAUAUGCCUAAAAAAAAUAUACACAAUAGUUUAUGUGAUAAUAAAAAUAAUAAAGAAUUUGUGGGAUCAGUAUGUAAUUUAAGCACGCAUAAUAAUAAAGAUAGACAUUUAAAUAAUUAUAACACAUCUCAUGAUAUAUAUAAAAAUUAUUCUCCUAACAAAGAUACAGAUAUUUUAAGAGAGAAAAAUAUUUUUAUAAAAAAUAAUCUACAAGAAGAAAAAGAAGAUAAGUUGAAUAAAAACAGUGAAGAUUUAAAGGUUCAAGAAAAUUCUAAUAAUAAAAAAGAGACCAAUUCCAUAAAUGAUUUUAACGAUUUAAAAAAGAAUGAAGAGAAAAAUAAAAAUAAAAAUAAAAAUAAUAUUGGAACAAGCACACAAAACAUAUUAGAUGAUAUAUGUAAUAAUAAAUGUAAUGAUAAGCUCAAUAAAGAAAAAAACAAUGAUAAAUCCUUAUUACAAGUAGAUAAGAUUGAUUAUAAAGAAAUAAAUUGUUAUAAUGCAAAUAAUGAUAUGAAAAGUGGAAAUGUGAACAACACUUCUUGUGAUUAUAAAUAUAAUAAGGAUAUAAAAAAUAAGGAUCCCAAAGAAAAUAAUUAUGUAAGUGUAUCACUAUAUAAUAAAGAUAAAUAUAAACAAAAUAAUAAUAAUGCACAAUAUAUUCAUAAGAACACAUCAACGAAUGAAAAUUUACUUGCAUUUAAAAAACAACAACAAUUCAAACAACAUACAGAUAUUUUAAAUAAUAACAUUAAGAAAGAAAAUGUGAGUGGUAUAUAUAAAGAAUUUAAUGUCAAUGGAAAUAUUAAAAAUAUGAUGUAUGAAAACAAUUAUAAUCAAGGAAUAAAUAGAAAAAGGAAUUUAUAUUCAACAUUUUAUAAAUCAAUAACAGAUACAGAAUGGAACCAAAAUAAAAAUGCAAUUAAUAUAAAUAAUAAAAGCACAAUUAAUGUAAAUAAUAAAAAUACAAUUAAUAUAAAUAAUAAAAAUAGUAGUAUAAAAGACACGUCAACUAUUUGUAGAAGUGAUAACUUUAUAAAUUCAUUAAAUCAUAACAAGGAAAAUAAUAUUACUAGCAAAAAUAAUAACUAUGGUGUUCAUAUAUAUAAUACAUUAAAUAAAGAGACAAAAUAUAAAGACACUAAAAAGGAUAUAAUACAUAAUACUAUGGUGGAUAAUAAUAAAUAUGUGGCGAGAUAUAACACAAUUAACAAAUAUAAUAACAAUUAUAUUACAAAUAGAACUUAUAAUAAUAAUAUUAAUAAUAAUAAUUAUUAUUAUUAUUAUAAUACACAUCAAAAAUAUAAUCUUUAUAAUUAUGCACAUUAUGAUCAGCUUAAUUUAAAAAGAAGAAAAACAUAUGCUAAUGACAAUAAGCAAAUGUGA